AUGUCUCUCAGCGAGCACGUUUCGCAAGAUGCAAUUUUCAUCGGCGCCAAUAGACAGCCGCAGGUGAGUGACUGUGUCCCAAACCUCGUUGCUUUUGGAGCGAAAAAUAACGUGGCCUUAUGGAAUCCUGUGGCUUCUGACAGGAAAGGCGUCUAUCAUACUUUGAAGCACGGCGACGGCGACGUGACGUGUGUCAAAUUUGUUCCUAAUUCAGACUUCUUGUUGUCAGCUGGUGAGGAUGGAAGAUUGAACCUUUUUGCAAAGGUGAACGAUUCGCCUACAUUGUUCUGCGUUCAAGAUUCCGUGGUGCUUGAAAAGGCUUCCAUCGUGUGCAUGGCUGUGGUGGAUAAUGUAACUUUUGUCACUGGAAAUACGCUUGGCGAUGUUGUCAUUUGGCAAAUCUCCGGCGCCCAACUUGAGGCGAAACAUACAUUCAGAGUCAAGUUCAAUUUCUAUCCUACCUCUUUGGCUUUGGAAAAAAUUGGCCAGCGGUACUUGUUGGUUGUGGGUGGAACAUCCUGUGAUUUGCAUGUUUACUCGUUUGAUCCUGAAGUCUCUGGUUUGGAAUCCUGUGCCGUUUUGACUGGCCACGAAGAUUGGACUAAAUGUUUGGCCUUUGUUACCGAAAAGGAAGGUUCCAGCUACAUUUUAGCAAGCGGCUCUCAAGACAGAUACAUCCGUUUGUGGCGUUUACGUUUGAACGAAGCCAUCGACGACUCGGACGAAGAUGACCUGAAGCUUAUUUUGUUGUCCAAUAAGCAAUACAAGUUUCCGUUUGGCGAUGGAAGAGCAGCUUUCAGUUUUGAUGCUUUGAUUAUGGGCCAUGAUGAUUGGGUGACAGGAUUGCUGUGGCAUCCUUCCUAUUCUCGGUUUUCCAACGGUAACGAGAAGAAAUUGCAGUUGUUAUCUCUGAGUGCCGAUACAGCUUUGAUGAUUUGGGAAAUGGAUGAGGAGUCAGGAAUUUGGGUAUGCGGAAGCCGAUUGGGCGAGCUUUCCAUUAAAGGUGCAUCUACGGCAACAGGUGCUUCUGGAGGUUUCUGGUCAUGUCUUUGGUUUGAAGACGCAGAAGACGGAAGCCAUCAUAUUUUGGCCAACGGUAAAACAGGUGCUCUCAGGCAAUACCAAAGUAAAGAUUCAGAGCAUAAAUCAUGGGAAUCUAUUUUGGGUGUCACAGGCGCUAUCUCUGAAAUCACAGAUGUCGUGUGGUCAGUUGAUGGCUCAUUUUUCUACGUGACCUCUCUCGACCAAACCACUCGUCUAUAUGGACCAUGGGCUUUAAACAGACCAGAAACUUCGCAUAAGCUGCUCACAUGGCACGAGUUUUCAAGAGCACAGAUCCAUGGCUACGACAUGAUUUGUCUUGACAAUCUCUCUGCGACGAAAUUUGUUUCUGGUGGUGACGAGAAAAUCUUACGUGUGUUUGAGAUGACACAGUCCAUCAAUAAUGUUUUGCACAAGUUUUGCGGGGUCAACUCGUCCUUAGAAGCAGGCGAGACUUUGCCAGAAGCUGCAUCCUUGCCUGUUCUAGGGUUAUCCAAUAAAGCGGCCAAUGAACAAUUAGAAGCAGGUGAAGCAGCACAGCGUGAGGAGGACUACGCAAGAGACAAAAAAGAAACUGAAGUCAAAGAUGAUGUCUUGGCCGUUUUGUCUGGCCCACCAUUAGAAGACCACUUGCAAAGACACACAUUGUUCCCAGAAAUUGAAAAGUUGUAUGGCCAUGGUUAUGAAAUCACAUGCUGUGCAACAUCUCCAGAUGGAAAACUUAUAGCAUCUGCAUGUCGGUCUAAUUCAGCAAAGCACGCCGUGGUGAGAAUCUUCAAUGCCCAAAAGGAUUAUCAACUCGUGGACGAGGUUUUGAAGGGUCAUAAUUUGACAAUCACCAGUUUAGAGUUCUCCCCCGAUGGGCGGUAUCUUGUCGUGGUAUCUCGUGAUAGACAAAUGUCCUUGUGGAAAGUGAAAAAUGAGCUGGAAGGAACUUUUGACUUAGUGGAUAUCAACCCCAAAGCGCACACGAGAAUCAUUUGGGACUGCUCGUGGGCACCACAAGAAAACGGAAUGUGCUACUUUGUAACCUGUUCGCGUGACAAGUCGAUAAAGCUUUGGGAAGUGAAAGAUUCCGCAGUUGCGUGUGUUGCUACGACAAAGACCGAGGAUGCUGUCACUUCUGUGGCUUGUUUCCAACAGGGUCUUAUAAACAAAAAUUACGUCAUUGCCGUAGGUCAUGAAAAUGGCCAGGUGUCGUUAUUUGCGGUGCAAACCGACGCGGAAGAAAAGGCUUUCCGCCAGAUUAUUGCGUUUGAUGAUCAAAUCUUGCCAGCUGGAAGGGUUAGCAAGGUGGCAUUCAGCAAGAAAUGUAUUGAUGGCAAGAUGCAAUUGGCAGUGGGUAGCCAUGAUACUUCUGUAAGGUUGUUCAGCAUCAACCGGGAUAUUGUAUAA
Clavispora lusitaniae ATCC 42720 is the source of this 2436-nucleotide messenger RNA. Its product is annotated as Elongator subunit. Lineage: Eukaryota; Fungi; Ascomycota; Pichiomycetes; Serinales; Metschnikowiaceae. Gene Ontology annotation, molecular function: protein binding. Gene Ontology annotation, cellular component: elongator holoenzyme complex. Gene Ontology annotation, biological process: tRNA wobble uridine modification. The record is from RefSeq and is a predicted model, not a curated record.